Molecule: messenger RNA, 4837 nt
Organism: Mauremys mutica (yellowpond turtle)
Lineage: Eukaryota; Metazoa; Chordata; Testudines; Geoemydidae
Gene: PSMD13
Product: proteasome 26S subunit, non-ATPase 13
Exons: 13
Coding region: 113-1243 (376 amino acids)
Biological process (GO): ubiquitin-dependent protein catabolic process
Cellular component (GO): nucleus; cytosol; proteasome regulatory particle, lid subcomplex
Molecular function (GO): structural molecule activity
Source: RefSeq, a predicted model, not a curated record
UGCAUUUCCGGCGGUAGUAGCGGGGUGGCCUGGCCUCCUGCUCCUUGGGGUUCUCUUGUCUCGCUCCCCCCCGCCCCGCUCUCGCCCCCUUCCCCGCCCGCCCGCCGCCAUCAUGAAGGACGUGCCGGGCUUCCUGCAGCAGAGCCAGAGCUCCGGGCCGGGCCAGGCCGCCGUGUGGCACCGCCUGGAGGAGCUCUACACCAAGAAACUCUGGCACCAGCUGACUCUGCAGGUGUUGGACUUUGUGCAGGACCCCUGCUUUGCUAAAGGAGAUGGACUCAUCAAGCUUUACGAGAACUUCAUCAGUGAGUUUGAACACAGGGUGAACCCUCUGUCCUUGGUAGAGAUCAUUCUUCAUGUAGUUAGACAGAUGACAGAUCCCAAUGUGGCCCUUACUUUCCUGGAAAAGACUCGAGAAAAGGUGAAAAGCAGUGAUGAGGCUGUGAUUUUAUGUAAAACAGCCAUCGGGGCUCUGAAGUUAAACAUUGGCGACCUACAGGUUACAAAGGAGACCAUAGAGGAUGUUGAGGAGAUGCUGAACAAUCUCCCUGGGGUGACAUCUGUUCACAGCCGUUUCUAUGACCUUUCCAGCAAGUACUACCAGACAAUUGGGAAUCAUGCCUCUUACUAUAAGGAUGCAUUGCGGUUCCUGGGCUGUAUUGAUGUCAAGGAUCUGCCAGUGUCAGAGCAGCAGGAGAGAGCCUUUACCUUGGGGCUGGCAGGACUCCUAGGAGAAGGAGUUUAUAAUUUUGGGGAGCUGCUCAUGCACCCUGUGCUGGAGUCCUUGAGAAACACUGACAGACAGUGGCUGAUUGACACACUUUAUGCCUUCAAUAGCGGUAAUGUAGAGAAAUUCCAGGCUCUGAAGACUGCCUGGGGCCAGCAGCCAGACCUGGCUGCAAAUGAAGCUCUUCUCCUGAAGAAGAUCCAGCUGCUGUGCCUCAUGGAGAUGACUUUCACCCGACCAGCCAAUCACAGACAGCUCACUUUUGAAGAGAUUGCUAAAAGUGCCAAAGUCACCGUGAAUGAGGUGGAACUGCUGGUGAUGAAGGCUCUCUCAGUAGGGUUAGUAAAGGGCAGUAUUGAUGAAGUGGAUAAGAAAGUGCACAUGACCUGGGUCCAACCACGUGUGCUGGAUUUACAGCAGAUCAAGGGGAUGAAGGACCGUCUGGAGUUCUGGUGCACAGAUGUGAGGAGCAUGGAAAUGCUGGUGGAGCACCAAGCCCACGAUAUCCUAACAUAGAAGACCUUGCACUGCCUGAGUGAAUAACUCUUGCUGCUGCUGAAACUGGUGGCGCUCAGACCACUGGCUCUGUACAGAAUUAUAUUAAAGGGGGGGCAUGGGGAGGUCGGGAAGAACUACUUUUUGAUGCUUGUACAGAGGAGUAAGUGGCCUUUACUGUGUAACCCUUUGGUGCUUAAGUCAGGAAUUCCCUGUGCGCCAACAGUCUGCUGCACUGACCAUAGGAGCUCCUGUCCUACUGUCACCAAGGGGGAUAAGGGCUCAAUAAUGGUGGUUGAAUCAGUCUUAGUGUCAAACUGUUGCACUGGAGGGUGCUGGUGGUAGCUACAUGGUAGAGUCAUUAGCCCAGUAGAUGGGUGCUUCUGUCCUAAACUGUGCUAGAGAGAGAGAUGCCAUAUUCCCACUAUCAGGCAUUGCUGAUGUGGUGAUUGGACUUUGGAGAGCAUGACUUUCUCCCCCGUAGCCCCUCCUCCUAACAGCCCAAAGGCAGCAUUACCAAGACACCUGACCCCCACAGUUGGCAGUAAAGGGAGCUGCUCACCCCAUCAGGGGGUUUGCCAGGAAUAAAAUCAUUAAUUUAGUGCAUUUGGUUUUAUAUCCUUUUUGGGUUUAUUCUUGUCUUUCAUGAACACUUUAUUGUGAAGUGUGGUGCAGCAGUAUUGCUGGAAUAAACUUCUCUGCCUUCCCUCUUCUACAGUUCUGUUCACAUGCUCUUGUGCUAACUCUUGGGUUGUGUCCUGUUUAAGGGGGAACUGAAAUAUUCUUUAAAAUCUAACUGAAUAACGUAAGAUCUUACACGGCAUGCCAGGUGUAGUCUUCAUUACAGAGCAAUACAUCUUAACAAUGAAUUGAAAUAUUGGUGACUGCCAAGAGCAGCAUUCAAGGAUCUGUCUUGUUAGGAGCUGUGUUUCUGACACGUUUCUCAACAUCUGACUCUGUCACCCAUACUCACAUGGAGUAGCAACUUUCGGUGAGGAAAGAUGACAGAACUAGGCUGCAGAUAAUGAAUGUUUUUCUAAUAUAGUUUAAGCUUCAUUGCUUUGGUUUAGUCUGCCUGUGUAUUCUGGCACUGUCCAUGGCUCUUAUACCAGUGUUUAGUUAAAUAGUCUUUCAGUUCAAUGAUAGUCACUUUUCCGUAGUAUUACUAGUAGUGUGGCCAGCUUGGGUCUUUCAUGGGGGGGGGUGGAUUUUUCAUACAGCCAGGAGAGAAAGCUGGUAAAGGGGCCCGUGACCAGUCUAUUUGAAAAGACACCUUUCUUGGGCUACUACUUCAGCUGGGGGAAUGAAUGGAGUGAUUGUGGGGGUGGGGCACAGGUUCCACAUCAAAGAGAUGGCUGCCUGCUGCCCUAGGCUAUGAUGGUACAAGUGCCAAAGGAAAUGUGAUGUGUGAGCAUAAACACUAGUCAGGAUGAUACCAAAGCAGGUCUUUAAUCUCCGCUAGGUGGCUGGUGCUCUUUUGUGUGUGGCACUGACUUCAGUGGUUGCUGCUGCAGACAGCAACUGAGCCCCCUUUCCACCUGUCAAUUGGGCAGAUGGUGUCAAAUGAAAAAGAAAUUAUAGUGACAAACUUCCAGGACGAUUUAUAAAGUUAGCUUUAAACAGUAAGAUCCAGUACUUAUAUUCUUGCACCAUGUGCUUGGGACAGUAUCCUAGGACUGGCUUAUUCCAAAAGCUGGCAUGCUAUUCACCAGUGCUUGUGCCUAUAGUUCAUCAAAGUAUACAAGUUGGAUUUCUUCACCAGGCAAAGACUCCUGCCAACACAAUAGGAUUUCCCAUGGUUGUAGUUCUGCAUAUGCUUUUCAAGUCUUUCCUCACACUCGUGACAAGCGCACCACAAAUAGGGUGCAUGUUAGUGCAAUAAUAGUGAACAGAGGUAGAGAAGAUCUGAAGGUGUGAGACUUGAUUAGAUGUACACCAGUUUCACCUGUGGAGUUUGGUUAUAAAAUGACUUAAUCCUUUUUACUCUUUGACCUCCAUGUUCAGUUGAACAACCUUGCCUGGCAGUAAAAUCCUGCAUAAAUAACAUUUCCUUUUUUAUAAGUUCUAAAUUAUUUAAUUUCAGCAAGUGGCCCCUUGUUUUCACAUCUACCAUCAUGUUCCCUAGCCACGCCACUCUGUCAAACCCUAUUUGGAGAGUCUCUCUCUCCUCCCUUGUUUUAGCCACUGAAAUAAUUCUGUGAUGUUUGCAAGUGUCAUGGUCCAUUUCCUCCUCCAACCUUGUGCAAUCUGAAAACUUCCCAUAUUUAUGCCCUGAGUCAUUAAUAUAUGCAAGACUGCUCGCAAACCUAAUUCCUAAGACACCCUCACUAUGUACUGCCACUUCUCAUGAUUCAGUCUGUGAUGCACAGGUAAGGAGCAAAUAACCAUGGUGAUGAAUAUAUUUUCUGUCAUAUUUCAGGGUUGGGCUAAGUGGAGGGCUUUUAAAAAUAAUGUAGAACCUCACUAGUUCAUGCUGACUGAGAGCCACUGGAAAGUAGAAAGUAAUGGAACAAACAUCAUAAAGCAGAGUUAAUGUAUGACUUGGCAGUUUAGUUUUAAUUGCAAUACUUAAUAGGUUCCUAAUUCUCGAAGCAGUGGAGCUCAGGAGACCUCAUUACAGCCCUUUCAGUAGUGUGGAGAGAGGGCUAGGUUUGGCGUGAGAUGGGGAUAAGGGUGGGGGGACCAACAGAAGUGGAUUAGGGAGUUUCCCCUAUCCUAGUGAACCAUGGGCUUUUAUUGUAUUAACCUUUUCAAAUAACUCCGGUAGGUUUCGUAGACAUGAUAUUCACUAAAGAAACUAAUCCCUCUUUGAGACGGGGUUGUCAUGAUAGAAGCAGAGUUACUGCCCCCUUUCUGAAUUACCCUUGCAAUCAGCUUUCCUGGAGCAGCCUUGGCUGUGUUUGCUUGGCACUAAUUCCCCGUUAGCUAUUUUGUGAGGGAGGGGGGAGAAACGACAUGUGGCCUAGAUCCACAAAAGUAUUUAGGCUCCUAACUUCCAUUGACUUCAGUGCGAGUUAAGAUCCUACAUAGUGUUGUGGAUCUGGGCCAAUGGGCCUGGUUUUUCAGGCAUGUGGAGCACCUACAACAGCUAAAGUCUGUGAACUAUAAAUGUGCAGAAGCCCCCACUUAACAGCUUUCCAGUCUUACUGAACAGUGAAUGGCCAUGUAGCAUAUUCUUGCCAGUAUCUCUGCUCUAUUGCACUUUAGUGACUGGGCCUGCAACCUGAGUGCACUUGAGCAUAGUAAGUUGUUCCUCAUGGACUUGAGUUAAGGCUACACUGUAAAGCUGGUGAGUGGGGAUGCGUGAAAUGUCCAUCUUAAGAGGAAAAUCCCAUUGUGCUAGGUGUAGUACAGAUUAGGGUCUACUCUAACCAGCAUAUACAAUCCAAUUCUUCUACUCAAACAAAAACCCUGCUCAGCCCAUUGUGGUUUUUUUCAUGGUGUUUUAAUUAUAAAAUCCUCAAAGGUUGCCAUGAAGGGGUUUGUUCAAUAGUCUCCUCUUCCCAUUUUCCUGAACUAGGCAGGAUGCAGCUUCAUCCUGUGUCUCACUCGCUAGGCUUGUUCUUGUAGUCCUCCAGAUGUGCCAGAAUCCAGCCCGAAGGGAUCAGGAAGGCU